This is a messenger RNA of Quercus robur (English oak), 438 nucleotides long. RefSeq lists its product as uncharacterized. Lineage: Eukaryota; Viridiplantae; Streptophyta; Magnoliopsida; Fagales; Fagaceae. The record is from RefSeq and is a predicted model, not a curated record. The transcript has a single exon. The coding region runs from base 1 to 438 and encodes 145 amino acids.
AUGGAAAGGUAUGAUCCUAGCUCUUCCAUUGAUGAACUUACACUGGACAAGACUACUUUUUGGGCGCAAGUUCAUGGUCUUCCUAUUAAGUUCAUGAAUGUGAAGGCAUCAGAUAAGAUUUGUGAGGUUCUUCGGAAGAUUAUACUUACUGUCAAUCCGAAUGAAGCAGAAGGAGGGAAUUUUAUCCGGGUUCGUAUUUCAAUGGAUGUCAAUGGCCCUCUAUGCCAUGGGCGAUUGGUGUCAUUAGGGCGAGAGAAACAAGUUUGGAUUAGUUUCAAAUAUGAAAGAUUACCGAAUAUUUGCUAUUGGUGUGGUUGGUUUGACCAUGAUGACAAGGAUUGCGAGAUUUGGCUAAAUAGUGAAGGUUCACUCUCUCAAGAGCAGAGGCAAUUCGGUCCAAGUCUCAGGGCAGCCCCCUUCUCAUAUUCACGUAAAUAG